This is a messenger RNA of Trypanosoma theileri, 1194 nucleotides long. RefSeq lists its product as uncharacterized. Gene Ontology annotation, cellular component: plasma membrane; lipid droplet; mitochondrion. Gene Ontology annotation, biological process: glycolipid biosynthetic process. Bases 1 to 1194 code for a protein of 397 amino acids. The record is from RefSeq and is a predicted model, not a curated record. Lineage: Eukaryota; Euglenozoa; Kinetoplastea; Trypanosomatida; Trypanosomatidae. The transcript has a single exon.
AUGUCAAGAAAGUUUUCUUUGGUUGUACUUGGAGCAACAGGAUACACUGGUAAACUGGUUUGCCAGUAUAUUUCAAGUUUGGAUGCGAGUUCCAUUGGAUCUUGGGCAAUUGCAGGUCGAAGUGAAGAAAAACUCAAUGCACUAAAAAAGGAUUUGUGUAUGGAUAACAUCUCCGUUCUUGUUGCAGACCUUGCAAACCCUGGCUCCCUAGACAAGGUAUGCUCAAGUACUACUGUACUCAUUUCUUGUACUGGCCCUUUCACAUUGGUAGGGAUGCCUGUUGUGGAAUCAUGCAUUCGCUGCAAGACGCACUAUGUGGACUCCACCGGUGAAUUCAAUUUUGUUCGACAGGUGGCAGAACGGUUUCAUGAAGAGGCAAAGAAGGAAGGAAUUACACUGGUAUCUUGCUGCGGAUUUGACAGUGUUCCCGCUGACCUUGGCAAUUAUGUCGUGCAUCAAGCACCGGGUGUGGAGAUGAAAGAAGUGCGAGCAUUUUAUCAGCUCUCAUCAAGCGGUAUCUCAGGAGGAACGGCACACUCCAUCAUGGCACUUUAUGAGGCUUGCGCACCAGAAGAUAUGGAUCCAUACUCACUGGUGCCAAAAGACGCCCCACGGCCUGUUGAGGCUCCUUCUCAAAGGGGUAUAUGGUAUGAUUCUUCAGAAAAGAUGUUCACUGCUCCCUUUCUCAUGUCUGCCACCAAUGAGCGUGUGGUUCGCCGCACAAAUGCACUGCUUGGAUACAACUGCACUUAUAUGGAAGCUGUCGAGGGGUCGGUUGGCUCGGUUGUCAUUGCCACACUCUCAGCUUUUCUGAUGAAAGCGAUCGGUGCUAUACCCUUUAUUCGCCGCUACGCUGCUGCCCAUUGGAUUCCAUCACCUGGCACUGGCCCUACAGAGGCAAAGAAGGCAUUGGCAUGGUACAAGUGUACUUUUGUUGGUAUUGAUGCGGCAGGAAAUAAACGACGGAGAGUACACCUUUCAGACAAGAGGGAUAUGUAUACAGCCACUGGUCUUUACAUAACUGAGUCUGCACUCAGCUUGCUUCAGAAGUCGAAGGAUGGUACACUGAAAUCUGGCGUUCUUACUCCAAUGGCGGCUUUUGGUGAUUGUCUCCUUCAACGCGUUCAAAAGGCAGGAAUAAAUGUACAGGUGGUCGAUGAGGCAAAUGAAGCCGUUACCUCCUCUACAAACUAG